AUGUUUCCCAAAAGCUUUAAUGGUAAAGAAAAUAUCACUGCGGUGGACUACAUCAACCACCAGACCUUGCUAGAGAAAGCUGCUUCUGAAAUCAUGCCUUACGACCCGAACGUCUGCACAUACACAUACGGUCCAAUCCGCCAGAUCCUUUUUGCAUGUCUCACUUGCUAUCGGAAUAACCCUAGUCGGGAAAUGAAUGGAAUUUGUUAUAGCUGCAGCAUCCAGUGUCAUCACGAUCAUGAGCUUGUCGAACUCUUCACCAAAAGAAACUUUGCCUGUGAUUGUGGGACUACCAGGAUCCCCACGAACGGUUGCUGCAAAUUGCGGUAUGCCCCUCUUCAAAAACCCACUAAUCGAACACUGGAUAAUGAUAAUGCUGCUGCUGCUGGACUGGUGGUUGAUUUGACAGCGAUAACUGCCCCACGCAGAAGUACUCUCAAAGAAGUAUGGAAAGAAAUCGCCCCCGAUGACAUUGCUUCGACCUCCAAUGUUUACAGUCAGAACUUCGAAGGGUUGUUUUGCUCGUGCGGAAAACAGUACAAUCCCGCAGUAGAAACUGGGAAUAUGGUGCAGUGCAACUUUGGCGGUGCGUGUAAUGAGGAAUGGUAUCAUGAAGAAUGUAUUUUGGGUUUGAAACCGGGAAUGGUCGAUCGUGAACGAAAACGUGUCGCUGUUGACAAGAAAUUCAUGUUCAGGCGGAAAUUUGGAGAUGGUGUUAACGUGUUAGAUAUUUUACCGGAAGCAGAAGAUGAAGCGGUCAAUAACUCAGAAAUUACCAAAGAGUUUAUUGGCACUGAACCAGGGUUGGACAAACAGGAUAAAAAUGAUGAUAAUGAUGAUGAUGAAGGACCACUUCCGUUGGAAGGCUUCCCUGACUAUGAGCAAUUUGAAGGGUUCAUUUGUUGGAGAUGUGUCAACCAACACAAGACAUUUUUCAACAAAUUGCUCAAAGUACACCAAGUUUGUCUUGAUCCAGUAUAUCAUGUGGGAGCGGCUGCAUCGCUACAAGAUCGUCUUGAAAAAAUCGAAGUGUCAUUGGAUAGUGAAUCGCCACCGAUGAAAAGGGUCAAAUUGGAACAAGAUGGCAAGGCUACGACAGUAAAAAACUAUUUAGAAUACCUGAUUUUCUUAAAAGAUGAUUAUCAAGAUUCUUUGAAGCAACUCUUCAUUGAUAAAAAUUCCCCGCUGGUUGAGAAGUGCAAAUUGCUGGAUUAUGGCGCCAUUCGGCAAUUCUUGUUGGACCACCAAUGCUUAUGGGAUGACGAACCGAUUUACGAACCUCCAGAAGAUGAAGAUUUGAAAUCUGAAUCAGGAAGCUCAAUCUUUGAGCUAGGAUCAAAAGUAUUGGAGCAGCUACCCCGCGAACAGGCGAUUGAGGGUGCACAGGCUUACGAAAUGAUCAAAAAUAAACUAAAGGAAUUCCUCAAACCGUUCGCCGAAAAAGGAGAGGUGGUGACUGAAGAUAAGAUUAGAACGUUUUUUGAUGGGAUGCAUGAAAAGCUUGAAGAAUAA
Messenger RNA from Saccharomycopsis crataegensis, 1512 nucleotides. RefSeq lists its product as uncharacterized. Gene Ontology annotation, molecular function: ubiquitin protein ligase activity; zinc ion binding. The transcript has a single exon. The record is from RefSeq and is a predicted model, not a curated record. Gene Ontology annotation, cellular component: cytoplasm. NCBI's taxonomy places the organism in Eukaryota, Fungi, Ascomycota, Saccharomycetes, Ascoideales, Saccharomycopsidaceae. The coding region runs from base 1 to 1512 and encodes 503 amino acids.